Molecule: messenger RNA, 297 nt
Organism: Mesorhabditis spiculigera
Lineage: Eukaryota; Metazoa; Nematoda; Chromadorea; Rhabditida; Rhabditidae
Source: the annotation of a GenBank genome assembly
AUGCUGGGCCACUUGCUCCUCUACGUGGCACUUCAAUUUUUGUCGAGCAUAGCCGCCCUACUCUUCUCCGGCCCGGACAACGCCGAGCUGAUCCCGUGGAACAAGGAGCACGGCCGUGUGAGCAAGGAGCAGACGGGAAAGAAAACAAAAUCGCCGGCCGCUUCACGGGCCAACCGCCAGCAUCUCAGCCCCAAGCAGGUCACCCAGCAGGAGUCGAAGUACUCGCCGGUCGUGCCGUCGGAUAGUGGAAGGGGCCGGGAUGGAAAUUCAAACCCCGAGCAGCCGCCGAAGCAGCAC